Messenger RNA from Drosophila grimshawi, 4400 nucleotides. It is a transcript of the gene wcy, whose product is annotated as WW domain-containing adapter protein with coiled-coil homolog. The coding region runs from base 686 to 3442 and encodes 918 amino acids. NCBI's taxonomy places the organism in Eukaryota, Metazoa, Arthropoda, Insecta, Diptera, Drosophilidae. Gene Ontology annotation, molecular function: RNA polymerase II complex binding; chromatin binding. The transcript has 15 exons. The record is from RefSeq and is a predicted model, not a curated record. Gene Ontology annotation, biological process: positive regulation of TORC1 signaling; regulation of autophagy. Gene Ontology annotation, cellular component: nucleus.
UCAAACGAGUAAAUAACAUGGCCAUUCUGAGUAUAAAAGAGCUAGUGUAGUGCUGUAAAUGACCGGCAGUCGAGCGUACUUACUCACGAGUGGAGCAACCGGGAUAGAUAUACAAUACAAAAAAAGAGCGAAACAACUAUAUGUGAACUAUCGCACCGUGCCGACGAACGAAAGAGCGCACAAAGCGUAAUGUGCAAGAAUUGAAAAAAAUCAUCAAGUAUAGAGGCCAAAAGCAAACGCAGCAGUUGGGCGAUUUAUAAUAAUUUUUAAUAAAUAACCAAAAGAAACGCAUGCUAGCUGCUUAAAAACAGGCAAUUGAAUGCAAGCGCUGAACAAAUUGCGAGACAGAGACACGCACACAUACAUAUAGACACCCGCGCGUUCCGUAGUUGGAGCGGAGCAAGGAGUCUGUGGAAGAGGAAGAGGAGUGUGGAGCGGAGAAAGAGGCAGCCAGGCAGCGCUGCAUUAUCUGCCAUUAUCUUGCAAGAAGAAGAGGCAGAACGCAGAAGAAGAAGAAGCACGAAUAAGGAAUAAGCAAAUAGCCCAAAAGGGGGGAACAGCGCGGGUGUCCACAAGCUGAUGCCACUACUGGAAUAACAAUAAAAUUAACAGCAACAACAAUAACAGCAGCAGCAGCAACAACAGCAAUCAACAAGAGAAGCGUAUUGGCGAAAACUUUGCAUUGAUGGUAAUGCAUGCUAGAAAACCGCAGCGAAUGAACGAUGGGUACUUUGAGAAGCAUACCAGUCACACAUCCUACCAGAGUUCAAAGUACAGCAGUUCAAAGCGCGACUAUGAACGCGAUCGUUCCUCCAAUUAUCGCGAUCGUGACAUCUCACCUGGCGCUGGAGGCGGCGGCGGCGGCAACGGUGGUGGAGGCGGCGGCAGUGGCGGCGGUGGAGGCAGCGGCGGCGGCAACGGUGGUGCUGGUGCACCACUGAAUAAUGGCAACAGCUAUCGAUCACAGUCACCAGACAUAGAUUCACCAUCGUCUCGAUCGCAUGAUCUGCGCGAUCGCAACGAUCAUCGCAGCAGUGGUGGUGGUGGUGGUGGUGGCGGCGGCGGCAGUGGCGGUGGCGGCGGUGGUGGUGGCGGCGGUGGUGGUGGUCGUGGUGGCAGCAACGAGCGCUACAGUUUCUUACAAAAGAUGCGUGAACGGGAUCGCGAUGCCUACAAGAAGGAUAAAUAUUCCGAUAAACGUGAUCGGCGGGGCAAUGAUCGCGACUCGGAGUCAUCGUAUCGCACGAACCACGACAGGGAUCGUCGUGGUGGUGGUGGCGGUGGCGCUAAGCUCUGCUCGUCGCGGGACAACGAUAAACGUUCUGGUUCCGAUGAUCGGGAUCGUGAGCGCGAGCGCGAUUUGCGCGACAAACGUGACAGGGGCACCGAUCGGGACAGGGACUUGUACAAGAAGGACAAAUAUGCAGACAAACGCGAGCGCAGCGAUCGCGGAGAGCGUGUGGCGCGCUAUGGCGACUGGAGCGAGCAUGUGAGCUCCUCUGGCAAAAUGUAUUACUACAACUGCAAAACUGAAGUCUCCCAAUGGGAGAAGCCUAAGGAAUGGGUGGACAGAGAAAGAAAUUUGCCGCGUGAUCAGCAUCGUGAAAAGGAGUAUCGCGACAAGGAUCGGGACAGAGACCGCGAUGAUCGCUUUUCAAGAUCGACAUACAAACAUUCCAAUUCAUCGCGCAGCAAUUCACGACUGAGAUGGAAUUACGACAACGAUGGUGGCCCGCCCAGCCAUCGAAGGCGUUUGGAUGGUCGACAUAACGAUAAUGCUGAUAUGGAUAUCAGCGGCGACUCAACGCCCACCUCGGAGGCCAGUUAUUCGUUAAGCGGCACGCCCACAACACAUGGUGGCAGCGGCGGAGGCGGAGGCGGCGUUGGUGGUGGCGGUGGUGGUGUUCAGUCCAACGAACAGUCGUCAAUGAUGCCACAGGGGGCAUUAAGCAAUGCACUGCCACGACUGGCCUCCCACCCAAACUCCAGCGCAGUGGUUACGCCAAUGGGCGUCGCAGGUGCUGGAGGUGCCGGUGGUGGCGGUGGAGUUGGGGGACCGGUAAGCGGCGCAACAAUGCUGCCCACCAGCGGAUUGGCCUCGGUGCCGUCGAGCAUUGCCAACAGCAGUAGCAGCAGCCUUAGAAACUCAGUUGUCGGCCACAUUGGCUCAACGUCCAGCACAACUGUGCCGACGCUGGCGAAUCAGGAGCAGCAUCAUCCGAACUCGAAUUCGUCUGUGGCGGGAAGCAAACUGCUCAGCGGCGGUGUUGGCGGCGUUAAGGAUCAGCAGACGGCGCUAUUGAUGCGACAGAAGCUACACUUGGCCCUCAGCGGUCUGGAUGUGUCGCAUCAUCACAUCAGCAGCAGCAGCAGCAGCGGCAGCGGCUCCAUUGCCGAUGUCAAUCAUGCCUACAAUACGGUCAACAAUGUGACUGCCAGCCUAUGCAGCCUGAGAGAUAAUCAACACAAUUCGCCGCUGUGCAUGCCGCAUGCUGCUGCCCAUCACAGUCUGUCGCCGUCGCUGAGCUAUGCAAAGAGUCCGAUACCAACGAUUGUGAGUCACACGAACAAUGUGAAUGCCGCCAGCAGCAACAAUGCUUACACCUGCAAUGCACCGUUUGGCCUCAAGACGGUCGAUGGGAUUGCUGUUGGCGUUGGCGUUGGUGUUGGCGUCUCCUCCUCCUCAUCAGCAAACGCGGCGAAUGCGUUGGCCAAUUGUAAUGCUGCCAUCGUUGGCGGCGGCAGCGGCAGCAGCAGCAACAACAGCAACAACAGCAACAGUAACAACAGCAAUAAUAGCAGCGGCAGCAGCUGCAGCUUAUCGGGUCUGGGCACUGUCAGCGGCAUUAGCGUCAUCACCUCCAUGGGCAGCAACAGUCUGUGCGGGAGUCAGUCAGCGGGCGGUGAGGGUCCGCCGACGCCCACACAGGAACUAGAUUUAAGUGGCACACUUUUGGAGCAACACCAGCAACAAAUGGCAGCGGUAGCAGCAGCCGCAGCUGCCGCAAUGGCUGCCGUUCAAGCAACGCAACAGGCAGCGUUGCAGCAGGCUCAACAGCAGCGCAAACUUGAUGGCACCGGUUCGGGCACUUUGAGCACGCUGCAGAGCUGUGUGGCCUCGGUACAGGCUGGAAAUCUGCGCGGCCCCGAAAUAUCGCCCAAGUUGGCCAAAUACUUUCGCGCUGAUCUAAUUGCGCACGUGACCAACUGGCAGGCGGAGGUGCUGGAGCGACAGGCGCAGAAGUGCUGCGAGGAUACACAUCUGCUUGGGGACAUCACCUGCACACGGAUAUGCGCUGAACUGAAAUGUGCCCGCAGUUUGGUGCGCACCACGGAGAUCAAUGCUACGCUGCAAGAACAGAAAAUCAUGUAUCUGCGCCAGCAAAUCCGUCGCAUUGAGGAGUCGAAGACUCAGAACGCUUUCAUGUCGGACGAUACUUAGGAUCAGGAGCAGGUUAGGCUGCGCGUGCAUCGCAAGCUGUCUGUCAGGCUCAAAAAGAGCCCACUUUGGCGCAGCUGAUGAUAUUGAUAGUCCCCCUGCCCCUUGAAUUUUUGCUCCCCCCCUUUAAAUACUGAAGCAGAUCAUCAAAUUAAGAGCUCAUCAUAAUAAGAAUAUGAUGAUGGGAUGAGCAACAACAACAAGGGGGUGGCAGGGGGCAGGACAAUCACACGUGCAUCCUGCCUUGUUGACGACGGCGGACAUUCUCCUCUCGGUGGUUGACUGUGGCAACAACGGGACAACUGUGCUCGUGGCAGGCAAACAGUUGCCCCGCCAAAUGGUCGACGACAGCAAACAGUAGAGCAGCGGCAGCAACAGCAACAACAAACAGAAACAAACAGAAACAACCAACACGGACACGAUGAUAAUGAUAAUGAUGAUAAUGAUGAUGAUGAUGAUGAUGAGAAGAAGAAACACAAAAACCUAAAAGAUAAUUUAUAAUUAGCAAUGCGUAAUUAAUAACUUAAAUAGGCAAUGGAGCGCAAUGGAAAUAUUGUGCUUAUUUUGCUUCUAUUUAAAAACAACAGCAACAACAACUCCAGCAACAACAACAACAACUCCAGCAACAAGAAAAACAAUUAAGAAACAACACCAAUAACAAUAACAAUCGCAACAAUGUUGUAAAACUAAUUUAAAACGGAAGAGACUACAGACAAAAACAAAUUCAAAUAAACAAAUAAACAAAAAAACAAAUUUUAACAAAUUCAAGAAGCAAUACGAAAGAAGCCUUCUCGUAUCGAAUUGAAGAAACAACAAAAUAACAAAAUUGAAACCAAAACACCAACAACAAAAACAAAAAACAAAAAAAAAAACAAAUAAAAGAAAAAAACAAAAGAUAAAGGAAACCAAGUCAACCUAGUAUACUCAACUGCAAUAAAAUGCUACUUUAACUAUAUAAUAU